Molecule: messenger RNA, 2242 nt
Organism: Odontomachus brunneus
Lineage: Eukaryota; Metazoa; Arthropoda; Insecta; Hymenoptera; Formicidae
Gene: mre11
Product: double-strand break repair protein MRE11
Exons: 12
Coding region: 154-2025 (623 amino acids)
Biological process (GO): meiotic DNA double-strand break formation; telomere maintenance; mitochondrial double-strand break repair via homologous recombination
Cellular component (GO): nucleus; Mre11 complex
Molecular function (GO): 3'-5'-DNA exonuclease activity; DNA endonuclease activity; manganese ion binding
Source: RefSeq, a predicted model, not a curated record
ACCAGAGGUCGCCAUCUUCGUCAUUUUAUCUUAUAUUUCGCGCCACUCUGAGACGUUGGUUAUCAGAUUUGAUCGUAGAAUUCAUAUCUGCAGUUAUCGUUGAAAUACCAACGACUUUUAUUAAGUGUCAUUUGAUGCACGAUAAAUGCAAAAAUGUCAGAAUCUUCCGACACACGUAUAGACCCAGAAGAUACUAUUAGCAUCUUGGUAGCUACUGAUAUUCAUCUCGGUUUCGAUUACAGUAAACAAAGAGGAAGGCACUCUGAUGAUAGUUUCACGACCUUUGAGGAAAUAUUGAAAUAUGCCAAAGAUAACGAAGUCGAUUGCAUCUUGCUGGGUGGAGAUCUGUUUCACGAUACAAAACCAUCGCAGACAGCAUUGCUCAAAUGUGUGGAAUUGCUACGAAAGUAUUGUUUGGGCACCAGAGAAUGCAAACUGGAGUUUCUAAGUGAUUCUGACUUGGUAUUUCGACACUGUGCACAAAAGCACGUCAACUAUGAAGACCCUAAUUUGAAUGUCUCGAUACCGAUAUUUACCAUCCAUGGAAAUCACGAUGACCCAAGUUUCGGUACUGUUGGAUCAAUGGAUGUACUAUCAGCUACGGGACUUGUGAAUUACUUUGGGAAAUGGACAGAUCUCACUCGUGUGGUUAUACCUCCUAUAAUCUUAAAGAAACAUAAUACUCACAUUGCUCUCUAUGGUCUGAGUUAUAUUAAUGAUCAAAGGUUAUCCAGAUUGUACAGGGAUGAGAAAGUAGAGUUGUUACGUGCAAAAGACAUAGAAACUUUCAAUAUAUUUGUUUUGCAUCAGAAUCGGGUCAAACAUGGAAGUUAUGCUUAUAUACCUGAAGGUAAAUUACACAAGUUCCUCGAUAUGGUUAUUUGGGGCCACGAACAUGAAUGUCGUGUUAUUCCUGAAUUUAACGCAGAAGGUGGAUACCAUAUUUACCAACCAGGAAGCUCCAUUGCUACUUCUUUGUGUGAAAGUGAAUCAAAACCUAAACAUGUGGGUGUACUGAAAGUGAAUAAGAAGAAUUUUAAGAUGAAAAGUUUGAAAUUAAAAAGUGUUCGACCAUAUGUUUUUAGUAACAUGAUUCUCCGUGAUCACGACAUUAAAGUAGGAGUCUCUCUAGCAGAAUCUAUAUGUCAGUAUGUGGAUCAAUAUAUUGAAAAUGAUCUUAUGCCUAAAGUCACUGAACAAAUUACAGGAUAUCCUGGUCAACCACUCCAACCUUUAAUUCGUCUUAGAAUAUUUCAUGAGAAUGACAAUGAAGUAUUUGAUACUCUAAGUUUAGCACGAAAAUAUUGUGACGAAGUUGCCAAUCCCAUGGACAUGAUUAUAUUUCGUAAGAUAAAGGGAAUCGAAAGAACAAGACGUGCCAUUAGAGAUGGGCUUGAUGAUGCAGAAGAAAUUACAGAACUAUUCCAAGGAGAUGUAGGGCAGGAUUGGACAAAGACUGUGCCAGGAGGAAUCAAGAGGUAUUUUGAUAUGGAAGAAAAUAAGGAUAAAUUAACAGUAUUAACUGUAACUGCAUUAAAUGAGGCGUUAAAUCGAUAUGUUGAUCGAGGCGAUAUAGAGGCCUUUAGAAACAUUGUAAAAGAUCAGAUGAAAAGAACUAUCGAUUAUGUAAAGAAGCAAAAUACUUCGACAGAAAAGAAUAUCCGUGAAGAGAUUAUAAACUUCCGCGAUAAAAGACUGUCGGAGGAACAAGAGGAACAAGACAACGCUGUGCGGGCAUUGGACAGGGCACCAGCAAAGAAUCCAAAGAGUCGACAAGCUCGUAACAUUAAUGCAACAAACGACAGUGACAACAGCGAUGAAGGUCGUGCUAUACCAUCACCAGCGAAAACUAGAGGAAGAGGUAGAGGUUCCAGAGGUGGUAGAGGAUCCAGAGGAAGUCGUGGUCGCGGGAAAAAUGAUGAAAAAAAUACUUCCGUUACGAAAUUGGUGAGCUUUGGAGACGCAAAAUCAAAACAAAAUACUGAGCCCUGCGUUGUUAUAGAUUCCGACUCCGAUUUCGAUUAAUUACUGAAAACUAUAAGCAUUCAUAUAUUAUUUUUAUAUAUACAUAAAAUAAUUAUAUAUAUAUAUAUAUAUAUAUAUAUAUAUAUAUAUAUAUAUAUAUAUUUGUACGGAAUUAAUAAAAAUGAAAAAAAUAUCUCUGAGUAUGUAUGAGAUAAAAUUUAUAUUCUAUAAAGAUUGUAGAAAAACAUCUGGUAAAUAAAAAAUAUGUUAGCAUAGA